AUGAAUCUUCCACCAACUCCACCAUUUAGUCAAGAUUUCACUCGUGCCGAUCUACGCGAAUAUAUUAGAAAAGCAUAUGGAUCUUGGUUUGAUACAAUUACCGGCGUAAGACAGGAUUACGACAUGCGCUAUUGGCAUAGAUUAGAUUGUGAGAUUCCAGGUAUUCUUGAAGUAUUGAAAGCUGCUGAAAAGGGAGAAUUGAAUGUUGAACAUCUCCCUAAAUUAAAGAGAAUAAGAUUUCAAGGAACUGCAUUAUUACAUUUCUUUGAAGAAUUUGUACUUGAGGCUUAUGCAAAGAUUAUUGAGAAACAGGCAUAUCAAAAUGUUAAUCUGGAUUUCUUGGUUAGUGAUUGUAUUAGCUUCUUUGAAGAAAGAUGGAAACAACGUUAUCCAUAUGAUGAACAAUGUAAACAUCAAAUGGAAUACUACUAG
This is a messenger RNA of Hemisphaericaspora subhashii, 432 nucleotides long. RefSeq lists its product as uncharacterized. The record is from RefSeq and is a predicted model, not a curated record. The transcript has a single exon. Bases 1 to 432 code for a protein of 143 amino acids. Lineage: Eukaryota; Fungi; Ascomycota; Pichiomycetes; Serinales; Debaryomycetaceae.